CCACCCUUCUCUCUCCCUCUCUCUGUAUCUACAGCGUCCUCUCUCUCUCUCGCUCGCUCGCUCGCUCGCUCGGUGAGCCGAAUCCAUGGAGUUCUACGUGGACGAGAAGUGGAAGUUCUCCAAGAAGAGCCGGAACAACGGCAGCAGGCGCGUCCCCGGCGGCAGCGGCGCGGGCGGCGACCCGUUCCUCAAGAGGUCGGCCAGCUCCAGGGAGCAGGUGAUCGGCCGGGGGCGCGUGGGCGGCGGCGGCGGGGCGGCCGCCGCGCCGUCGUUCUCGAGCCGGUGCGCGGGGCUGGUGAAGGAGCAGCGGGCGCGCUUCUACAUCAUGCGCCGCUGCGUGACCAUGCUCGUCUGCUGGAAGGACUGCUCGUAGCCGUACGUAGCCUCCCCUCCCUCUCGCCGCCGGCCGGCGCUGGAAGAUCUCCCCUCCUCCACGCUGCUCCGCCUCCAGAUUAGCCGCUGGGCAGAAGAAUGAGAGGGGGCACUGAGAAAAUGGCCAAUUAGGUGAAGUAUGUAUAGAUCAGAGUGUUCAUUAGGAGCCCUUUCCUUUCCUUUUUUUUUACCUCCCAUCAAUUCGUGGGGUGUUUCUUGAUCAUUGCUAGUGCUUGAUUAGUUAGUGAUUAGUAGAGUGUUUAGUACUACAAGCUAGAUGUGGUAUUGUGCACAAGUUUUGGGAUCUCCUCCUCCUCAAAGGAGCUGGGGAUCUGGUAGUUGUUGAGGCGCUGGAAGGGGGAGCUGGGCGGUUAGCAGCUAGCUGAAGUGAAAUCUAGUGGAUCUCCUACUAUUGUACCACGACAAGGCCGAACAGUUGUCAGUCACUACCGAUGUAUAGCUAAAGAAAUGAGACGCAACAAGAUACUAUGAUGUCACGAAA
This is a messenger RNA of Oryza brachyantha (malo sina), 874 nucleotides long. RefSeq lists its product as uncharacterized. The transcript has a single exon. NCBI's taxonomy places the organism in Eukaryota, Viridiplantae, Streptophyta, Magnoliopsida, Poales, Poaceae. The record is from RefSeq and is a predicted model, not a curated record. The coding region runs from base 86 to 373 and encodes 95 amino acids. Gene Ontology annotation, biological process: negative regulation of cell population proliferation.